Messenger RNA from Physella acuta, 1392 nucleotides. RefSeq lists its product as uncharacterized. Lineage: Eukaryota; Metazoa; Mollusca; Gastropoda; Physidae. The record is from RefSeq and is a predicted model, not a curated record.
AUGGAUGUUAGGGCGAAACGAGAUGCAGAUGCAGCCUCAGACCACCAACUCAUGGUUGCAAUACUAAAAUUAAAACUAAAAUCCUACAGGGAUCGAGCUGAUAAACCGCACUUUAAAUUCAAUACAACAUUUCUUUGGUGUUCAAAAAUAAAGGAAGACUUUAACUGCGCAGUAAAAAAUAGGUAUGAAGCACUCUCCAGCCUGGCAGAUGAUACAGUAGAGGAAACAGUAGAGCAAAAAUGGCUAGGAAUACAGGAACUAUGGAAGUCAACAUGCACUGACAUAUUGGGGAGAAGAAAAAAUGAACAAAAAGAAUGGAUCACAACAGAGACAUGGGCCAAAAUUGAAGAUAGAAAAGAGAUAAAGCAGAAGAUUAACAAAUGUAAGGAUGAAAAAGAGAAAAUAAACCUCAGAACACAUUAUUGUGAAGUAAAUCGCAUGGUCAGAAAAAGUGCAAAAGAAGACAAAAGACAGUUCACACAGGAGAUGAUAGAGGAGGCAGAAACUGCGGCACGACAAGGAAAAAUAAAGAGGCUCUAUGAAGUAACCAGGACACUAUCAGGUAAGAACAUUAAUCCAAUCAAACCAGUAAAGGAUAAAGUAGGAAAUAUCUUAACAAGUGACACAGAACAGAGAGACAGAUGGGUACAGCACUUUGAUGAUAUUUUAAACCAUCCUCUCUCAUCAAACAUCCCGGAUAUACCACCUGCAAAUCACCUACUAGAUGUGUGUACAGAUCCACCCACAAGGUUAGAAACAAUAAGAGCAAUAAAAAGCAUGAAAAAUGGCAAAGCAGCUGGCCCGGACGGCAUCCCACCAAAGGCACUCGAAGUAGACCCAGCCAUAUCAGCAGACAUACUACAUCCUCUACAGAUUUGGGAAGAAGAGAUAAUCCCAUCUAACUGGAAACUGGGAUACCUGAUAACAUUGCCAAAGAAGGGAAACCUGACACAAUGCAACAACUGGAGAGGGAUAAUGCUUCUUUCAGUUCCAAGUAAGGUGCUGACAAGAAUCAUCCUAGAGAGACUUAGAGAUGCCUUGGAUAAAAAGCUGGGACAAGAACAGGCUGGUUUUCGUCAGGACAGGUCAUGUACUGACCAUAUUGCCACGCUGCGCAUCAUUAUCGAACAGUCCAUUGAGUGGCAAACCCCCUUAUACAUGACCUUUGUCGACUUCGAAAAGGCGUUUGACAAAACUAUACAAAGACUCCACCAGUCAGGUAAUACACAAGGGAAAGCUAACAAAACCAUUCACAAUGACGAUGGGAGUAAGACAGGGAUGUAUGCUAUCGCCAAUGAUAUUCUUGAUGGUAAUCGACUAGAUCAUGCUGAGGGCCACAAAAAACGACACAGGAAUCCAGUGGAGUUUUACAAAAAGGUUGGAGGAUCUUGA